GGUCCCUUCAGCACAAACCAGGCUGUGGUUCUAUGUGCAGCUUUGCCUGGGAAGCACAGCACAUGUGUCCCCAGUACACAGGCUGCUGCUGCAGAGGCAGCACUCCGGGUAUCAGGGUAAAAUGUUUAACACUUAAGGACACUCACUCACAGUGUUUAUCCUGCAGGAGCCUCUCUGCUGCUCCUUCCAGGGAGGGGAGGCUGGGGCCAGGCACAGUGUGGAACGUGCGGAAGAAGCAGAUGUAAAAGCUCAGUGAAACUGCUGUGAACCCACAGCCUUCCCCAUCUGCUUCCUCUGGCCGCAUGGUACCCCAGUGCAGGCUCAGCGCCAAGCCUGCUCUCUGCCACGUGGCUCCAUCCCGCUGCUCUCCUUGGCUCAAGCAGCGUGUGUGUCUUCACAAAGACUCAGGCAGUGGCUUCCUGUGCUGUUAAAGGGGGGGACAGGGUCACCCCCCUUCCACAGGCAGUGCUGGUGUGGAUGCUGUGCGGUUCCUCUGCUUUCUAACUCAGUGUGCUCACAUGGCAGUCAGCCUUGCCAGCACUAACAGCCUAUUCCACUCUUUCUUGUGUUGGCAAGUGCUGGGACUCCAUAGAGCACAUGGGAGUUCCUUGCAUGAAUCCUUGCAUGGAGGCUGGCAUGUGUGCACCAAGUACAUCUGAGGGGCAGGAGGGGUUUGAUCCACCACAGCUGCAGGAGGAAACUGCAGAGCUGUUGGUGGGAUCUGCCUUUUCCUUCCUUGCUUGCUGCUGCUCUCUUUUUUUCGGUUGCCUUGUUGCUCUCUUCUGAUUUACUGCGUGUGCUCACGUGGCCUUGGAAAGGGGGGUUCUCCCACUGCUCUGCUUCCAAAAGGGAAAGAAGCUGGCAGGCAUUUACAUUGCAGUUCUCGAGUUAUGUAGGUUAAAGCCUCCCAGUGGGAAAAUGGAAGAGAUGAGCGCACAGAUUGCUGCUGGUGAUACUUGCAAGGAGAAAGCGGAGGAAAGGAGCAUGUAACUCCAGAGCUGCACCCAGCCGAACGUGAGCUGUGAGAGGUGAGCAAUGGGAUAGCACAGUGCUGCUGGCACAUGAACUGCCUGCAGAACCUCCCUCUCCACCAUGCAGAGCAACUACUCCCUGGUCGUCACCCCCAGAGGAAGCCUCCAAGUGCUCCACACAGCCCUGACAAAUGCAUCGGCUACGUUGCGCUCCCCCACUCCCUGCCCACUCACCUCUUCACGUUAUCAGUUUUCCCUCAUUCCAGCGCUCUUCUCCGUGGUCUUGGCUCUGGGGUUGGUUGGCAACAGUGUGGUGGUUGUGGUGCUUUGUCGGCACAGUGGCCCCAAAACAGUCGCCAACAUCUACAUUUUCAACCUGGCCGUGGCGGACCUGCUGUGCCUCGCCACCCUUCCCUUUUGGGCUACCUACUACGCGCAGGGCUACAACUGGCUCUUUGGGUCUCUCAUGUGCAAGAUCUCCAGCUCUGUCCUGUGCUUGAACAUGUUUGCCAGUAUAUUUUUCAUCACCUGCAUGAGUGUGGACCGGUACCACGCUAUUGCCCAUCCUAUGCACUCUCAAAGGAGAACUCUGCAGAAAGCUUAUUUCACAGCACUGGUUGUGUGGGGCCUUGCCUGUUUGUCCUCCCUCCCAACCUUUUAUUUCCGUGACACUUACCCCAUCGAAAGCUUGGGGGUCAAUGCUUGCAUCAUGGCCUUUCCUCAGGAGAGCUAUGCACAAUGGGCUGUGGCAACAGCCUUCCUGAAGAACACACUGGGCUUCUUCAUCCCCUUGACUGUGAUCACCACGUGCUAUGUGCGGAUCAGGAAGCCCCUGCUCAGAGCACGGAAGUUUGGGAAAAACAAGCAGAAGAGGGACAAAGUCCUCAAGCUGGUGGCUGCUGUUGUCGUCGCCUUCUUGAUUUCCUGGCUCCCAUUCCACGUUUUGACAUUUCUGGAUGCCUUGGCUCACAUGAGCAUCAUCAGCAGCUGUGCGGUGACAGGGCUCAUCGACACAGCGCUGCCAUUCGGCAUCUGCAUGGCCUUUGCCAACAGCUGCAUCAACCCGCUGCUGUACUGCUUCAUUGGGAACCAGUUCCAGGAGAAGCUCCACCGCUUGUUCAAGAGAAGGGUUUACCAGUUCAACAGCCACCGGGAGAGCUCUUCCUUGAGGAAAGGGAGCUGCUUCAGAGAUGCUGAGACCCCUGUGGGCAGGGAAGGGGAGCCCGAGUCCCUGCUGUAGGCACCGGGGCAUGAUGUGGGCGAUGUCAGUGAUGCUCCUCUGUUCUGGUCCUCUUGUGCCUGUUCAUUCACCAGCAGGUUGAAGAAGAAUCUCUUUUUCACAUAGAGAGGUUUAUUCUUCAUUCCUUUCCACAAGGAACACUCCACAGAGGAAGAUUCUGGCACAUAAAUGAUGUUUUAAAUAUCAGAUUGUGCAUGGCAAGAGUUUAGUGCAACACCAGAAGACAAAACACACCAAAGGACCAUUGCACAAUAGCUACAACUGUGUAGGUGCUGAGUAUUAUACCCUGAGCUGGUUUUCUAAAAGAGAUUCUCAUCAGAGAAUGUGUAAAUAAA
Melopsittacus undulatus (budgerigar) is the source of this 2546-nucleotide messenger RNA. It is a transcript of the gene AGTR2, whose product is annotated as angiotensin II receptor type 2. The record is from RefSeq and is a predicted model, not a curated record. Gene Ontology annotation, cellular component: membrane; external side of plasma membrane. Gene Ontology annotation, molecular function: C-C chemokine receptor activity; C-C chemokine binding; angiotensin type II receptor activity. The transcript has 2 exons. Gene Ontology annotation, biological process: immune response; neurogenesis; brain development. NCBI's taxonomy places the organism in Eukaryota, Metazoa, Chordata, Aves, Psittaciformes, Psittaculidae. The coding region runs from base 1093 to 2211 and encodes 372 amino acids.